Molecule: messenger RNA, 2583 nt
Organism: Balearica regulorum gibbericeps (East African grey crowned-crane)
Lineage: Eukaryota; Metazoa; Chordata; Aves; Gruiformes; Gruidae
Source: RefSeq, a predicted model, not a curated record
GUCUUGCCGAGGAAGAAUUUUUCGAGAAACCAACGCUAAGCAUUGCAAAAGACCACAUUGUCAUCUUACCAGGAGAUACCCUAAAAAUAAAAUGCAGGGGAGCACCUUCUGUAAGCUGGCUCUUGAGGGAGGACCAGAAGGAAGAUCCCCGGGUGCACAUAAGUAAUUGUCGCAAUAACACAAGGCAGAGCUGCAGCAUGCUCGUCAUCAAGAAAGUCAUAGCUAAUGACACCGGUUACUUCACCUGCAUUCAUGAUGACUCCCCAUCUGACGAGGAUCUCAUGGCCAAGAUUUAUGUGUUUGUUAAAGACUACAGAAAUCCGUUUGUGGAGCUUCACCCGGAACAUCCCGAAAUAAUCUACAUUUUAGAUGCUAAGAAAACAGUGGUUGUCCCUUGCCGAGUUACCUCGCCAGAUAUCAAACCCAAGCUUUCCAAGUAUCCUCAUUCUGUAGACAUGAACCUCAAGAGGAUGGUGUGGGACCCAAGAAGAGGAUUUGUCAUCCCCUCUCAUUCUUUCGUUUACUCUGGAGUACUCACAUGCACUGCAAAUGUCAGUGGAAACGUGUUCACCUCCUAUUACCUGGCACAGAGAUUGGAGGGCAGAGUACAGAACCUGGUUCUGAAAGCAACUCCCAAAAGACUGCUAGUUGGAGAAACUCUCUAUUUGGAAUGCAGAGCAGAAACCUUCAUCAACGGGCGCAUUGAGCUCAUCUGGGCGUGUCCUAAUGGGAGACACCCUUAUCCUAGAAGAACAAUAGACCAGAGUGGCAUGGUGUAUAAAGUUGGCAGUAGCCUGACAAUUGAAAAUGUCACCAUGCAAGACGGAGGCCUGUACGUAUGUAAAACAUUCAACGUAACAAGGCUGGAGGCCAAUGUCACAGUGACAGUGUAUGACAAACCUUUCAUCACGGUUUCACAUAAGAAAGGGCCUUACUACGAGAUUACAGCAGGACACAAGUCACUGAAACUAGCUGCAAAGGUGGACGCCUUUCCUCGUCCAAGCGUCACCUGGUACAAGGACGGCAAACCGAUCAAGGAAAACCACACUUGCUAUGAGCCGGAUCCGAUGAAGUACAGACUGGGCAUAAGAGAUGUGAGACCAAAGCAUGCUGGAAACUACACCAUCGUCUUAAGCAAUGCAAAAUAUGGCCUGUAUAAGAACCUCACCAUGCAGCUGGUAGUGACAGAGAGACCCAAAAUCUAUGAAAAGGAAACUGAUUUUGAUAAGAUUGAGCGGGUGGAACUAAGAAGCAAACACAAAAUCCAGUGCACCGUAAGCGGGAAUCCUGACCCGAAGAUCGAGUGGAAGUGGCAGCCCUGCAGCCUCACAGACACGCUAUGCAACCCCGACGGGCAAAAAAUUGUGGUUCAGGAGAACAUGUUUAUAGGCAACAAGAUCAGAAGCAUUGAAAACAUAACCAUGAAGCAUGGGGAUAAAAGAAAGAUUGUAAGCACACUAACUAUGGAAAACAGCAGCGCAUCAGGAAUCUAUUACUGCGUGGCUUCAAACAAGAUCGGUGAAGAAGAGAGGAGCAUUGAGUUCUACGUCUCAGAUGUGCCGUUUGGCUUGCAAACAGACCCGCAAGUCACAACCAUUGUGGGGAACGACGUCCAGUUGACCUGCCGGGCCUCCAAGUACAUCUACAGUCACCUGGCCUGGUAUUACCCCUCCUCAGAGGUGGCUCUCAGUGAUUCAGUCAUCAAGAAAACUGACAAUUAUUCCAUUUCUUUGACGCUGGUCAUUCCUAAUGUCACGAAGGAACAGAGCGGCCUCUACAAGUGCAGAGCCCAGAACCAGCACAACAGCACCGACACGCUAGAACAGCACACUCAGCUCCUCGUCAGAGCAAAAGCAGCACCAUAUGUGAUACAAAACCUCACGGAUCUGGAGGUUAACAUCAGCGGCAAGAUCAUUCUGGAGUGCAAAGUCAGUGGAACGCCAGAACCUCAGAUUACGUGGAGGAAGAAUGGCUACCCCAUUGCAGCAGCAUCAGGAAUUUCCAUGGAAAAUAAUACCCUGGUCAUUGAGCGAGUGAAAAAGGAUGAUGAAGGGCUCUAUGAAUGCAAGGCGUCCAAUGACAUGGGCCAAGACAGCACAUCGGCCUUCAUUAAAAUACAAGGUUCUGAGGAGAAAUCCAACAUUGAAGUUAUCAUUUUGGUCUGCACUGGUUUAGCCGCUACCCUCUUCUGGCUUCUUCUGACCCUAUUCAUUCGGAAACUGAGAAAACCUGAUGCCACAGAUAUUAAAACAGGAUACCUGUCAAUCAUAAUGGAUCCAGAGGAAAUGCCUCUUGACGAGCAGUGUGACCGUCUUCCCUAUGACAGCAGUAAAUGGGAGUUCCCAAGAGACAGACUGCGGCUGGGUAAAACACUGGGUCAUGGUGCUUUUGGGAAGGUGGUGGAGGCGUCUGCUUUUGGCAUUGAUAAAUCUUCAACCUGCAAAACUGUUGCCGUAAAAAUGCUUAAAGAAUGUGCAACUACUAAUGAAUGCAAGGCUUUAAUGUCUGAACUGAAGAUCCUCAUUCAUAUAGGACAUCAUCUGAAUGUAGUCAACCUGCUGGGAGCCUGCACAAAAGCUGGAG